CUUACCUCACAGAGGUAGCUCCUCCGCCGGCAGCAACUCGGCGCCGGCGGUCCAUGGACCGGAACCCCGGGCCGACGGGCAGGAACCCGGGCCCCGAUUGUCGCCUCCCCGCCACAAGCUCCUCCUCCUCGCUCCCCGCCGCCUCCUCCAGACGCCCGCAGGCCGCGCACCGCCGCCGCCGGACUCGCGGAGCUGCCCCGGGAGGCUGGGUGGUGGGUUCGCGGCCGCCGCGGGACUGAGGCCUACUCCGCCGCCUCUCAGUGCUAUUGUCCCUGGGCCCGGUCCUAACCGGGUCCACUGGAGAGGCGAGUGCUCCGGCUCCACGGAAGAUGCCGGACCAAGCCCUACAGCAGAUGCUGGACAGAAGUUGCUGGGUGUGUUUUGCCACUGAUGAAGAUGAUAGAACUGCUGAAUGGGUGAGACCAUGCAGGUGCAGAGGAUCUACGAAAUGGGUGCACCAGGCUUGUCUACAGCGCUGGGUGGAUGAAAAACAAAGAGGAAACAGUACUGCCAGAGUGGCAUGUCCUCAGUGCAAUGCUGAAUACCUAAUAGUUUUUCCAAAGUUGGGUCCAGUUGUGUAUGUCUUGGAUCUUGCAGAUAGACUGAUCUCAAAAGCCUGUCCAUUUGCUGCAGCAGGAAUAAUGGUUGGCUCUAUCUAUUGGACAGCUGUGACUUACGGAGCAGUGACAGUGAUGCAGGUUGUAGGCCAUAAAGAAGGUCUGGAUGUUAUGGAGAGAGCUGACCCUUUAUUUCUCUUAAUUGGACUUCCUACUAUUCCUGUCAUGCUGAUAUUAGGCAAGAUGAUUCGCUGGGAGGAUUAUGUGCUUAGACUAUGGCGCAAAUACUCAAAUAAACUACAAAUUUUGAACAGUAUAUUUCCAGGGAUUGGUUGUCCUGUUCCUCGAAUUCCAGCUGAAGCUAAUCCUCUAGCAGAUCAUGUCUCUGCCACCCGAAUAUUAUGUGGAGCCCUUGUCUUUCCUACUAUUGCGACAAUAGUUGGUAAACUGAUGUUUAGUAGUGUCAACUCUAAUUUACAAAGGACAAUCUUGGGUGGAAUUGCUUUUGUUGCCAUAAAAGGAGCAUUCAAGGUUUACUUUAAACAGCAGCAAUAUUUACGUCAGGCACACCGCAAAAUUCUAAAUUAUCCAGAGCAAGAAGAAGCAUAAAACUGUGACUUCCAGUCGUUCUGCAGUCCUCUCAUCCUUAUGAGUCUGUUGUGUUGUUUUGAUUCCAUCAUUAAUGCACCGUAGUGGAGACUUGUGAUAAGCUGCUGCUCUCAUAUUUUUAAGAAAUAUAAUAAAGAAAGCAGGGACGGGGAAAUCCUCUCAGUAAUCACGGAACUUAAGGAUGUGAUUUGUUCUCAUUAUUCUGUAUGUACUUCUUUUAUGGCAGUCAUAUGAACACAUUAAAUUAGCAUGGUAAACCUGGGCUUUGUUCAUAUUUUCUUCAGACAGAAAUGUAAAGAUCAACCUGUUCAAAUACAGAAAAAUACACAUGCCAUUUUAUUCAGAUGCCUCUUUUGUACAUGUUCAUGUUCAGUGUUUUCUUAGAAUCGGCAACUCAAGGAAGGUACUAUGAGGAUUUUUCUCACUGGCAUAAUUUGAUUACAUGUUAAACAGGAGUACAUGUUAAUAUGAGAAAAUGUAAAUUAAAUUAGUUAUAAAUAAAUGACAAACCAAAAAUGUAUGUAAGCAUUCAAAUGAUUAUCUGAACAAAUGCGAUUUUGAUGUUUUUCUUAACCCAUGUGAUAUCCUCAAAUGUGUAGGGUAAAAAUUCACAGGGCUUCCAGAUCACUUUUUCACUAUUAAAUUUUAUUUCUAUAAUGUUGACAUCUCAUAGUUCAUAAUGUAAUUUUGACUCGUGCAGUCUUAAUUACUGUGUGUGUGUGCGCGCGCGAUAUCAGGUCCUUUCAUCACUGGAAUAAGAUUUUUAAAUCCAUAAUUCUCAGAAAUUCGAGCUACCACAUAUAGUAGUUUGAGCACAGCGAACGAUUUGAAAAAAAAAUCAAUAAAGUUAUUUUACUCUUCUCUUUGAUUCAGUUAUUCAGGUAUUUUCUGAUCACCUGUUUGACCAGGCACUAUGCAAAGUGCUGUGAUACAGUGUGAACAACACAGACUUGGUUCCUGAUUUUAUGUAGUUGACGGUCUAAUUUCAAAUAGAAAACCAACAGUGGUGAACCAAGGUGAGGCCUUGAGGUCUUGAUUUUACACCAGUCAGUGAGGAAGUAAUUAUGAAAAUAAGUCUUGAGUAAAUACUGAGGUCAUUGUUUUUGGCUUAAGACAAUUUAUUAUUUAAAAACCCAAUACUAAUGUUUUUAGAUUUUAACUGCUUGUUAUAUUGAUGAGGGUAGUACCUUAAUCACUGUUGAACUAGUUUUAUAUUCAUUUUUAAAAAGCAUUUAUUUAUUUUAAGCCAUUUUCAGUGGUGGCCCUUUAAAUGUUGUUCGCAAUCUGAAUGGUCUUGCAGUUAUUUUCAUUAAAUUAAAUUACAUUUUUAAAGUUAGUUCCAAAAACCUUGUUUAUUUUCUUGUUUACAGUAUCUAAUGCAUGACGACAAUAAAAAUUUCCCCUUACUAAGAAGUGGCCACUUCUCUUUAGGGGUGUAGCAAAUACAGAUUGAUCUAGGUUAGAAUACAGUAAUGUAUGUUAACUUUAGUAAUUUAAGACUGGUAUCUUUUUAUAAUAUGAAUGUUUUAAUUUUGAGUUAUAACAGGAAGUUGAUGUGAAUGGCUGUUGAACAUUCAAAGUUUGGGGAGGAAGGGAAUAUCUGACUGACAGUGGGCCUUAUUAAGAACACUGUUAUAGUUCUGAAGGGGAAAUAAAAAUCUGUGAUUAUAUAUAUAAAUAACUUAGAUUAUGUAGCUAUAAUUAUAAAAUAUAUUGGCUUUUUUAAUUUAAGAUGAAAAGAUAUUAGAUAUUUCCUGCAUAAUUUUGUUACAUAGAACAGCUUUUAGGCAGCCUUUACUAAAGUUGUAUACGCACACAGUUCCCCAUUUACUACUUUAAUGCUCAAGGUGGGGACAAGGGAGCGGGGUUUCUGGGGCUGUGUGAGGGAAUUGCAAGUGCCUGGGGACCAAGAGUGGCCUCUAGCCCUGGAAUUGAACACUUAACUCUUAAGAGCCGUAUUAGCUUGAGAAUUAUGUCCCAGUCUCGAGAAAGGUGGCUUGCACCACCAUGAAGUAACAAGAACAUGAGCUGACUAAUGUUGGGUAGACCUGGGUUCAAAUGAUAAUUCUGCUUUUAAUAACUUGACCUUGGCCAAGUGACUUAACUUUCAGCUAUAGUUUUCUUCAUCACUGAAAUGCAAGUAAUACUCAACCUCAGAAGAUAUUUCUAGGCUUAAAUGAGAAAAGGAACAGAAGCACUUUAGGCUUGAAAUGGCCCCUACAGAGUAGUAGUUGUUUCUUAAUUGCUAAAUAGCCUGUUCACACUCUAAGAAAACGGAAUGAAUAUGUAAAAGAAAGGCAUUAGAUUGAAGGGAUGCUGUAGACUUUUUGGAUGGGUGGGUACAUUUUAUGUUUUUCAGUUUAUUUUCACAUUGCUUUACCGUGUUCUAAAAACUAAUGUUUUAAACUUCUUAUAUGAAAUUUGAUGACAACUAGUAGAAUUCUCUGCAGAAAUUAACAUUUCCAAAGUGGCUGAAAAUAUUGUUUAUCAUUACAUGAUUAUCAAAUGACUGUGAAGAAUAUAUAAUUAAACUUAGUGACUUAAUUAGUCACUGCCUUGCUAA
Molecule: messenger RNA, 3729 nt
Organism: Molossus molossus (Pallas's mastiff bat)
Lineage: Eukaryota; Metazoa; Chordata; Mammalia; Chiroptera; Molossidae
Gene: MARCHF5
Product: membrane associated ring-CH-type finger 5
Exons: 6
Coding region: 330-1166 (278 amino acids)
Molecular function (GO): zinc ion binding
Source: RefSeq, a predicted model, not a curated record